GCCCUUCGAUUUUCAUUUUGAUUUUCUUCUUCCCGGAAAUCCUCUUCUCAGGUUCCCAUGGGAAUUGGUAGAAGAAUCAGGCCCAACGCAACCAGUUUCGCAGGUGAGCACUUUACCAGACCAAAGGCAACCGAAAGGGCAUUCUGGAUUCGAGCGUGGCUUCCUGUGCAAGCCACCAAGGCGAACAGGUGAGACCUCGGCGGCGGCAAAUUUGAACGUGGACAGUCGAGAUCGUCAGGUCCACUCGUCUGGUGCUCGAGGGCCAGCAUCCAAGCCCAAGAAGAAGGCAGCUGGUCACUUUUGGACGGCACCUCCGGUGAGGUAUGAGUUCAAGAAGAAGGAACUGCUCCAGGUUGGGAACUGGAGUGGAACAGAGCAAUCUGGCAGCUUGCAGAAGGCUAGCUGCUUUGGAGAAUGCCACUUCUACAGACUCCCUGGAUUAUUUCGGGAAGUGACAGAAGCCGUUUUGGAGCACUGCAAGAAGCAGGCGGAAUGGUUUUCUGUUGAUCCAGACUCCGUGGACAAAACGCCAAGCUUUGAAUUCUAUGCGUUUCGAGAUGGAGCAUGGGCUGAUCACGGCAUGAGGGGCCUCCUGGAAGCAAUGAUCGAAGAGCGGCUCCUCCCCUAUGUGCGGCACCGCUAUGGUUGCCGUUUCUGUGCUUUGUCCGAUAUCUUGGUUAGACGCUACCUGCCCGGGGAGCGUCGAACCCAUGCCGUUCAUUUCGAUGGCCAUGCUUAUGUGACAGCUGUGUUGGGUCUUUCUGACCCAGACAGCUACCAGGGUGGUCUGUACAUCCAGCCUGAUGCUCAUGUGGCAUCACGCAUGUACUUCCGCAUAGAGCCAGGAGACAUGCUGGUGCAUUCAUUUGAUUUGCAGCAUGGGGUUCACGUCUGGAAGGGGGCCCGCUACAGCCUUGUCUUCUGGAUUAAAGACUCACUGCAGGCUGUUUGCGACGGAACGACACCGUGGUAUGACCCACUUGCCGCUGAAGGUGAUCCAAGCGCCUUGUACAACCUUGCUCAAAACUACGAGCAUGGUCUAUCUGGUCGCAAGCUGGACUCUGCGAAGGCCCAGGAGUUGUACGAGCGCAGUGCAGCCGCUGGGCACCACUUCGCGCAGAACAAUCUGGGGUUAAUGUAUCGCCGCCUUUACGAUGCUGCAGCCGGAGGUGACCAACUGCAGAGGUCCGUGCACUGGCUCAGAGAAGCCGCAGAAGCGGGCUUCGCCAUGGCCCAGAAAAAUUUGGCGGUCGCAUACGCCAACGGCCAUGGUGUGCGCAAGGACGACACGCAGGCAGCUGUUUGGCUGCGGCGAGCAGCGGAGCAGCUUGAGGUUGAAGCCGCUUACAUGAUGGGCGAGAUGUACCGCCUGGGCAGGGGCGUUCCUGUCGAUCAGUCGGAGGCUGCCAACUGGUACCAGCGAAGUGCGGAAGCUGGCUUCCCCAAGGCCCAAUAUGCGCUGGGAAUGCUUUUCCUCGAUGGUGCUGGCCUCCGGCAAGACCUCCGACAAGCUGAGAUGUGGCUGAAAUUUGCCGCUCGACAGGGACAUGCGGAGGCCAAGAAUAACGUGGCCACAAUGUUUGCCCAGCGUGGUGAGGUGGACGAGGCGUCCAAGAUUUGGGAAGAGCUUGCCCAAAGUGGCGAGCCAAAUGCUCAAUGUAAUCUGGGCAUGGCCUUCCUCCGUGGAGCUGGACGCGAGCAAGAUCUUGAAGAAGCUCAUCGAUGGCUAAGCCUGGCUGCUGCGCAGGGACACCAGAUGGCGGCCCAAGCGUUGGCUUCCCUCUAG
Messenger RNA from Symbiodinium pilosum, 1786 nucleotides. The record is from the annotation of a GenBank genome assembly. Lineage: Eukaryota; Dinophyceae; Suessiales; Symbiodiniaceae.